GCGAACAGGCUCAGGGCAGGCCGCGCCCCCGACGGGGGCCGUUCGAUUCACGAGCACGAGGCGGUAUGCAGGGUGAUCGAGCCCAUGGUCGGCGUGGACCAGCUCGACGCCCCCGCGCUGCAGAGCGCCGAGCUCCUCUGCCGCCGCCUGCAGGUGAUCGAGGGCGCCCGCGCGGUCUCGCCCUCGGCGCCAGACUACUCGGCGGCGGACGAGUACAUGGGCUGGGCGCCCCAUCGCGGGGGAGCAGCGGCGGCGCCUCAGCUGCAGAAGCACGCGGCGGCCAACCUUCGCGACAACGCCGCGGUGCUCAAGGAGGCUAAGAAGGUGAAGGAGGAGCAGAAGUUGCGCCGCGGCCCCAAGGGCGGCGGCGGCAAGGGUGGCCCCGCCCAUGCACCGAGCCCCGCGGCGAAGCACGUCAGAUCCCGCGCCGAGAUCCCAGAAGUGGAUGCGGCCGCGCCUGCGGCCGAGACGGUGCUCGACCCAACCGGGAAGGAAUGCGUGCUGGACUACGAGAGCAGGAAGAUGAAGACGCCAGACGAGUGGUCGAGGGCCCUCGACUCGGACCCGCCCAUCACCACGUACAUGGAUGAGGUUUUGAAAAACGAUCACGCCGCCUACCACCCGUUCAUCUCGGACCUGGCGCGAGCGAACACGUUGGGCCUCACCUGCCGCCCAAAGGCGGUUCCGCUCGCCGCCGCCCCCGCCGAUGGGGACACCAGCUGCCCACAGAACAUCGACGUCAUCGGCGCCGACCCGGUUCGCUGCAACAGUAUCCUGAAUGCCAUGUGCACCCAGCGGAAGCGUCAUGUCUUGCAGUUCCGCCGCCUGCUUCCGCUCGUGGCGGCCGACUUCAGGCUGCCGUGGGGCCCCGUGGUCACAGCGUGCGACGCCUGUCGAGCCGUAAGCCGCCUCGGCCCGGCAGCGCGGAAGAGGCCGGCAGUUGGCCGCAGCUUGGCGAGGAAGGACUUCCUAGAGUGCCGCCCCUUCAUCGGCGCCUCCAGGGCGGAGAGGAGCGCGAGGCGUCAGGAGACCUCAGGCCCUUGCCACUUGCUGGGGCCCGACGAGAGAGGCUUCCUGGAGUGGAACGCGGUGGCCCCGCAGACCCAGCGCAACUACCAAGAGGCCCUGGCGGAGUUCCAGAGUUCCGCGGCUGCUCGCAGCCUCCCGCUCGCGACCGCCGCGGACGCCGACUUGGCGCUGACGAACUGCGCCGACUUCGCCUGGGGCACAGGCCUCGAGAGGGCCGUUCUGCUGAAGACCUAUGCCGCGUUAAUCUCGGAGCGCCCAGACAUCCCCCGAAAGGGGUCGCUCCGCUUGCCUCGAUUUUCGAGGGCGCCCCAGGGCUGGGAGCGACUCGAUCCAGGGCAGACGCGGCCGCCAAUCCCCUGGCAGGUCACAGCGCUGCUGGCCAGCGCGAUCUCGACCUCGCGGCCCCGGAGCGGCUCGCGCAAGCACUGCGGUUCCAACCUGCGCCCCUCGGUCCGAGGGGGCCUCGCGGACGAGAGCAUCCUCCUGGACUCGGUGGAGGUCCCGUGGCUGGGCCCGCUGGCGGCGAGGUGCCGCACCGCCGCCCCGACGAUGCUGCCCUUCGGCUCGAACGCCCAGGAGCUUGGGCGGCCCUGGCGGCGCGCGCUGCAGCUCGUGCGCCCGGGGCGGCGCUGCGCCCCCUACCAGCUCAGACGCGGCGGCCCGUCGCACGACCGCCUGUGCCGGCACUGGUCUCUCGCCGAGAUCAAGGGCCGCGGGCGCUGGGCCUCGGACUACAGCAUGAAGCGGCACGAGGCGCACGCGCUGCUGCAGCAGGAGCUCGCCGAGCUGGACGCCGCCACCCGCGAGCAGGCCGACGCGGCGCCCGACAGGCUCCACAAGGUGCCGGAGACGGCUUCGCAGGGCUGGGACAUCGCCGACGGCUGCGGCGCGGACCUUCGGAGCCCAGACAUCAUCGACACGCUUCUGAGCCGCGUCCAGAGCGGGGCCAUCAUGGGCGCCCAUGUCGGCCUGGACUGCAAGACGCGGUCGAGAGCCAGAAAGCUGGAUGGUCGAGGCCCGCCGCCGCUGAGAAGUGAUGGGGACAUCUGGGGACUGCCCAGCGCGAGCCGCUGCGAUGCCGGACUCCGCUCGAUAGCGAGCCAUGCCAAGGAAGAGUGA
This is a messenger RNA of Prorocentrum cordatum, 2148 nucleotides long. NCBI's taxonomy places the organism in Eukaryota, Dinophyceae, Prorocentrales, Prorocentraceae. The record is from the annotation of a GenBank genome assembly.